Molecule: messenger RNA, 462 nt
Organism: Hermetia illucens (black soldier fly)
Lineage: Eukaryota; Metazoa; Arthropoda; Insecta; Diptera; Stratiomyidae
Product: protein LTO1 homolog
Exons: 1
Coding region: 10-426 (138 amino acids)
Source: RefSeq, a predicted model, not a curated record
UCUUCUGAAAUGGUGUCGGCGGAGAGGGAUAUCAACGACGUGUUUGAUGAAAUACUGUUGACUGAGGAGUCUUUAACCAAGCAAGGAUACAACGAAGGCUACGAAAGAGGUUUGGCAGAAGGGAAUAUCGAGGGAUACCAACUGGGCUACGGAAAAGGAUACGAACUCGGGAAGGAAUUCGGUGACUACUAUGGAACCAUUUGCUACUUCUUGAAAACAGCGCACUCACGGCCAGCAAAGCAGCUCCUGGAGAAUUUGAAGCACUCGAUUGAGUCCUUUCCCAGGACUAACGAUCCAAAUGUGGACAUACUAUCAGAGGUGACCAAAAUUAGGACUCAGUUCAAACGGCUGAAAGCUGUUCUUCGCUUGCAUAUCGAAAGGACCGGCAGCGGAAACGAGAAGAAAAGCGAGGAUUUGUCUUUCUAGCUUCCUUGAAACAUGAAUGCGCAACUAACACGCUCG